CACCCGAAGAAGCGACUGCUAGCUCAAACAUUGCACAAGCUAAGCUAGCAACUUGUUAAUCAUCAGAACCAAGCAAACCUUGAAGGAAGUAGCUAGCUCUUUCUUUAUUUUAAGCUUCCUAAACCAUGGAGGCAACUAUAGCCUGCUGUUCAGCUAGGGCAUUCCUGCCCGGUGUUUCGACUCAGCAUUCGACUGCACUGGCUGCUCCACCGGCCAUCUCUCCAUCUCUCAGCUCCAAGAGCCUAAAAUCAACGUCCCUGUUUGGGGAAUCACUAAGACAAGCACCAAGAUCGUCAUUUAAGGUUUCAAAGGCAAAACAGUCUUCUUCCGUCACCAAAUGUGCAAUUGGUGAUAGCUUGGAGGAGUUCCUUACAAAGGCAACCCCCGAUAAGGGGCUGAUCAGGUUGAUGAUGUGUAUGGGAGAAGCACUGAGGACUAUUUCCUUCAAGGUGAGAACAGCUUCAUGUGGAGGAACAGCCUGUGUUAACUCUUUCGGGGAUGAGCAGCUUGCGGUGGAUAUGCUCGCCGACAAGCUUUUGUUUGAGGCCUUAACUUACUCACAUGUCUGCAAAUACGCUUGCUCGGAAGAGGUUCCAGAACUCCAAGACAUGGGAGGCCCAGUUGAAGGUGGAUUCAGUGUUGCUUUUGAUCCACUGGACGGCUCCAGCAUCGUUGACACCAACUUCACUGUGGGCACCAUCUUUGGGGUGUGGCCAGGAGAUAAGUUGACUGGUGUAACAGGGGCGGACCAAGUUGCUGCAGCCAUGGGCAUUUAUGGUCCUAGAACUACUUAUGUCCUUGCCAUUAAAGGCUUCCCCGGAACACAUGAAUUCCUUCUUCUCGAUGAAGGAAAGUGGCAACAUGUCAAAGAGACAACAGAGAUAUCUGAAGGGAAAAUGUUCUCUCCUGGAAAUUUGAGGGCCACAUUUGACAAUCCAGACUAUGACAAGUUGAUCAACUACUAUGUCAAAGAGAAAUACACAUUGAGAUACACUGGAGGAAUGGUGCCAGAUGUCAACCAGAUAAUUGUAAAGGAGAAAGGAGUUUUCACCAAUGUGACAUCUCCAAGUACCAAAGCCAAGCUCAGGCUGUUGUUUGAGGUAGCUCCAUUGGGGUUAUUGGUUGAGAAUGCUGGAGGUUUUAGUAGUGAUGGUCAUCAGUCUGUGCUAGACAAGGUCAUCGUUAAUCUAGACGACAGAACUCAAGUUGCUUAUGGAUCCAAGAAUGAGAUUAUCCGGUUUGAAGAAACUCUAUAUGGAUCAUCAAGGCUCAAGGGAGGAGUACCUGUUGGAGCUGCUGCUUAAGCUAUUUCAUUUGUUUUUCAUGCCUUUCUUUCUCUUUUUGUUUCUCUGAGGGAAAUGAACAAUCAGAGCUAUUCAUACAGAAGUUUGUAAUGGUGUAUAAAUGCUCAAAGAUGGUGGAUAAUAAUUACAAGGCUAAAAAUCUGUGGAUUGAUCAAUCAAGUUGAUUAUAAUGUUUAACCAAA
Rosa chinensis is the source of this 1486-nucleotide messenger RNA. RefSeq names its product sedoheptulose-1,7-bisphosphatase, chloroplastic. The transcript is spliced from 8 exons. Lineage: Eukaryota; Viridiplantae; Streptophyta; Magnoliopsida; Rosales; Rosaceae. Gene Ontology annotation, cellular component: cytoplasm. Gene Ontology annotation, biological process: fructose 1,6-bisphosphate metabolic process; fructose 6-phosphate metabolic process; gluconeogenesis. Gene Ontology annotation, molecular function: fructose 1,6-bisphosphate 1-phosphatase activity. The record is from RefSeq and is a predicted model, not a curated record. The coding region runs from base 126 to 1304 and encodes 392 amino acids.